UUAAUCUAUGUUUGAGAAAAUGACGAAAACGUCAUUUCAUGGUUUUCGUAGUCUGGAAGGAAAAUGCUAUGAUCCAUACUGGAGGAAACAUUAUCUGGAGUAAUUAAAGUUAUAUUCCAACACGAAUCAUUAUGAUCUCCAUUGCACGCCCUCUACUCAUCCACGCUCAAUACUAUCUUCCCACCGCCAGACCAAUGACCUCAUUGAGCCAUAUAAACGCUCCGGUAAAGUGUAAAAAUUCAUGAACUAAAGCUCAAUAUUUCUCAUAUUUCCAAGUUAAAAUAUCUUCCAUCGCAUUGUGGAAGAUGUCUGUGGCAUGGAUUCCAUACGACGGCAGCUGGAUCUCCAUCGGAGCAGCUGCAACAGUUGCCUGUAUCGUGGUUGCCAUGGCAUAUGCAUCUGCAAUAUUUUAUGCUCCCAUUCUCUGGGCAGCCAUAAGACUGAAUGCUACAAGAAACAUGCCUCCCUUACCUCCAGGACGGAUUGGAAUCCCUUAUUUGGGAGAAUCCCUCGACUAUCUGAGAUCAUGGCGUAACCUGCUAGAUCUGGACGUGUGGUACGAUACGCGAUAUGCUAAGCACGGGGGGAUUUUCACUACCCAUAUUCUGGGAAGCCCCACUGUGGUCAUGUUGGGAGCCCAGGCCAACAAGUUCGUCCUAAUCAACGAAAACAAGCUGUUCAGAAACAGCUGGCCAAAAUCUUUCAGAGUUCUGAUCGGAGAGCACGCCAUGGUUACUUCCCAGGGUGCCGACCAUAAAAGGAUGCGCCGGAUUAUACACUCCAUUAUGGGGAUCGAAACGCUGAAAAACUCAGUUGGGAGGUUUGAAAGGCUUGUGUUGCACCAUCUGGACUCCGACUGGCGUCCUGGCCAAAUAAUCCACGCCCAUAGCAAAUUGAGGGAAAUGACGCUGUGUGCGACGGCGGAGUAUUUUUUGGGGUUAAAGGCUGGAGAAGGGUUGGAGAGCUUUAGGCGGCACUUUCACCAUUUCAACAAGGGUUUUCUUUCUCACCCUCUCGAUCUUCCCUGGACGGCCUUUGGCAAGGCCAAGCGCUCUCGCGCCGCCAUUGUUGCUCAAAUUGCUCAGUUGAUCCAUCUGCGUAAAACCUCCUUGAGCAAAAGUGGAGAAGAGGAGGAAAACUUUUUGGACAUGGUUUUGAGGACGCAAAAGGCGGGGAUCGACUCUUGCCUGAGCGACGAGGAGAUUGCAGACAACGUGAUGGGUUUUUUCACUGGGGGUUAGGAUACUACAGCCUCCGCUUUGGCCACAAUUCUUAAGCACCUCGCUCUCUCGCCACACGUAGUACAACGCCUUCGUAAAGAUUGUGAAAAGCUCAGAGAUAGCAAGAAAGUAGGAGAACCUCUUACUUGGGACGAGAUUAAAGGUGUGGAAUACUUGAGAAAUGUAAUAGCAGAAGGGAUGCGUGUUGUGUCUCCUGUAAUUGGAGGAUUCAAGCAAGCGAAAGUAGACGUUGUAUAUGGUGGUUAUACCAUUCCAAAGGGGUGGAAGGUUCAUUACUCUAUCAGACAAACAAGCACCAAGGAGGAGUACUUUGACAAUCCAAAAGAAUUUGCUCCAGAUCGCUUCAAUGAGCGACAUGAGCCGUUUUCCAACAUCCCUUUUGGACAAGGAAAUCGAAUAUGUCCAGGAAAUGAAUUUGCAAAGAUAGAAAUGGAAGUAUUUCUCUAUCAUUUUGUUCUGAGAUACAAGUGGGAUUUGGUGGAGGUCGAUGAACCCAUUAGCGUCUCCUUCAAUCCUCAACCCGAACAUGGUUUGCCUUUGAUACUUAAACCAGUAGCCUAAACAAAGUCGAUGUGUAUGAAAGAAGAUAAAAUGGACAUUGUUAUAGUGUUUUGUGAGUAGCUUAAACAGGUUGAUAUGUAUAGGACAAUAAAAUAGCCAUCAGUAUAAUGUUUUAUGGUCCCCAUUUCACGUGAUAUACGAUGUUCAUAUCUUAGAAUAAGAUUUUUGAUAGGAAUUAUAUUUUUCGACAUAGAAAAAAUCAGUUAUCUAUUGUAAAUUAGUAGGCUAUGCAUGAUGUCAGGUUUUAAAACA
Molecule: messenger RNA, 2054 nt
Organism: Cryptomeria japonica (Japanese cedar)
Lineage: Eukaryota; Viridiplantae; Streptophyta; Pinopsida; Cupressales; Cupressaceae
Product: cytochrome P450 716B1-like
Exons: 3
Coding region: 306-1241 (311 amino acids)
Biological process (GO): sterol metabolic process
Molecular function (GO): heme binding; oxidoreductase activity, acting on paired donors, with incorporation or reduction of molecular oxygen; iron ion binding
Source: RefSeq, a predicted model, not a curated record